Molecule: messenger RNA, 1531 nt
Organism: Manihot esculenta (cassava)
Lineage: Eukaryota; Viridiplantae; Streptophyta; Magnoliopsida; Malpighiales; Euphorbiaceae
Product: glutaredoxin
Exons: 4
Coding region: 184-561 (125 amino acids)
Biological process (GO): cellular response to oxidative stress
Cellular component (GO): cytoplasm
Molecular function (GO): glutathione disulfide oxidoreductase activity
Source: RefSeq, a predicted model, not a curated record
UGCUAUAGAAAUCUGGAUGCCAGGUAGCUUCAACAGCCACGCGACACCUGUGACUCAGCGUUUCUUCUCCGCUGCCACCAAAACUUCCCACGAAAAUCCGUCAGAAGACAUCUGUUUGUAUCCUUCUCGGCUGCCUUUGUCUCUCUCUGUUUCUCUAACAGUAACCUUUAAUAAGACACGGAAAUGGGGUCGCUCUUGAGUUCCACCAAAACGACCAAGGAAGAAACUGAUAUGGCUCUUAAUAAAGCUAAGCAGAUCUCCACUUCUGCUCCUGUCGUCGUUUUCAGCAAAACCUACUGUGGUUACUGCAAGAGGGUGAAGCAGCUGCUGACACAGUUAGGAGCAAGUUUCAGGGUCAUUGAACUGGAUGAGGAAAGUGAUGGGGCUGAAAUUCAAUCAGCUUUAGCACAGUGGACUGGGCUAAGGACUGUACCUAACGUGUUUAUUGGCGGACAACACAUUGGUGGUUGUGACUCUACACUGGAUAAGUACCAAAAAGGUGAGCUGUUGCCACUUCUCAAUGACGCUGGCGCCAUUGCCAACAACUCUGCUCAGCUGUGAAUGAUGUCGAAACAUGAAUAAACGUAAGAAUAAAUGCGUCAUCUAACUUCAUGUUGUCUUUAACGUUGAUACAAACUAUGGCUAAUUGAAUGUGUACUUGUAAUGGUUUUCUUACGCUAUGUCACUCGAAAGGGGUCUCUGCAAAAUUAUAUUGGUACUUAACAUAAAACGGAGGGAAUAAAUGUUAAAUUCCAGGAAAUGCCAAAAGGUUGGGCAAUAGAAAGGAAGUUGAACUUACAUUUGAAACUUUAAUCCGCAAAUCAAGCGUUUUCACAGCUUUCCCUGAUAAUUGAAUCUCACGAGCCAAAGGUACCCCUUCUCCCAAACUGUUCACACAGCCUCUUACCGAGAGAGCUGCAGCCGCAUUGAGGAUCUGAUACUAUAUUUCUUGAAUUAUCACGCGUACAAAACACACAAGCAGGAAGGAAGCUCUCAAAUCAAAAUGGGUUGAAGAAGCGCACAAGUGCAUCAGCAAUGGAUCCUUUCUCCCUACUCGUUUUGGUAUUUCUGCAUUGUAAUCUGGGCCGCCACUUCGCAAGCUGUCUAAAGUGCAACGAGGAAUGCCAAUUCCACUGCAUUGUAAACGUUCUCAGUUUAUCAGUACCUUAAAUCAUCAUUCAUCCACACUUCCGCAAAGAUGAACAUACUUUAGCACCAGUGAUGUAUUGCAAAGUGUUGAAUCUACUCCUUUUUAUGUACUUGCAGAUGAGCCACAAUCAUAGAGAAGAACUUACAUGGAUCUAAGGAGAAUUUCUCAAUCUUUUCUCUAGUGAUGUUGUUAAAAGCUAUGCUAUGUCGUUUUACUGGUUGUAAUUGAUUGGUUAUCUAAACUGCGUCGUUUUGUUUAGGUUGAGUUAUUUGUAUGCACAUGUUGUGCGUGUGAUUCAAUUUGGUAUAAACAGGAAGCGAUGCUUCCAGAACUGACAUAACGUCAUUUUCUGAUUUUAAAUAAAAGUUCUGAUUUUCUUCC